ACUUCUGGUUUUCCGGUAGCCAGAGAGUCAAGUGAAUGAGACUUGUGGAGUUAACCUUCUAAUGAUGGAGGUCAAUAAUAAUUCCCCAGCAGAAGAUCUUGAUGUGGAGGGGAAUCGUCCAGACCGUACAAACCUCACGCUGAUAGUUGGGGGAGAGAAAAUGACCUGUAGUCGAGACAAGCUGUCUAGCACCAGCGAUUACUUCAAAGCAAUGUUUGAAAGCAACAUGAGAGAGAGUACCUCGGACUGUAUAUCGUUGGAGCAGGUUGACCCAGAAGCCAUGAGGAUCAUUUUGGACUUCCUGGUCACCGGAAGGCUGGAUUUGACACAAGAAAAUGUCCAUAUUGUCACAGAGGCAGCAUGCAUGUUUCAGAUAAAGCUUGUGGUUGAUGAGUGCUGUGACCUAAUGUAUGACUUGCUGAGUGACGACAACUGUCUGGCAAUCAUAUCACUUACGCACACCUUUGCACUGGAUGAACUUUUCAACAAAGCUAAACGCCACUGUCUGUGGUACUUUUCAGAGGUUGUAAAGACGUCAAAUUUUGUAGACAUAGAUAUACACCUCCUGUGUCAGAUUCUGUCGGAGAGAAAAUUAGUGGUCAAAUCUGAAAUGAAAGUUUUUGAUGCCAUAGAAAGAUGGGUAUCACAUGACAUCGCAGAAAGGAAGAAGCAUCUGGAAGAGUUACUGCCCUUGAUUCGAAAGGAAGCUCUCACAGAGGAGGAGAUUUCCACAUUAAAAGAAAAAACACUUGUGAAGGGCUAUCAGCAUAUGUUUGAAAACUUUGAUACAUCAGCAGCAGCGAUACAGAAAUAUCGCCAAGUCCCGUACUGCCUUUGGAGUCUAGGAGGACAAGAUGACCCUUAUGAUGAUAUCUACGCCUCUGAUGAUGAACCAGAUGUCGAACCCCAGCCAAAAAUCCUUAAACUCUGUGACAUUGAUACAACCUGUACCUUUGAGAGUAUUGCAAUGGACGAACAAGACCAUCCAUCCAUUAUACAGCAGGAGACGGGCUACAGUGUCUGUGUUCACGGUAAGGACAUAUAUGUGAGUGGAGGUCUGACAUCUCUGGGCCCUGGCAGAAACAGAUGGCUGCUGGACGUUUGGAAACUUGACACGUUUACUUGUGUGUGGGAGAGUGUGACCCAGCUCCAGUCACCACGCCGACACCACACCAUGAUCUGUGUCGGCGAUUCCCUCAUACUGUUAGGAGGAUUUGGAAAGUUUCGUAUGAAAUUGAAAACUUGUGAGGAGUUUAAUAUCAAAACAGGAGAAUGGAAAGAGUUACCUCCCAUGCCAGAGGAGUCCUUUUUGAUUGCUGCAUGUGCCACGUCAUCAAACCGAAUAUAUGCCUUCAAAUCUCAGGCCUUCUACUACGACCUAGGAUCCACUCACUGGACCAAGGUCCCGUCCUCCGUGUACAGCUUCACAAAGCUGGUACCCUCCAGUGCCGUAUACAUACCCAGUAGGGAAUGUGUUUAUAUUGUGUCACGCUACCACAAAGAUCUUCUGUGCUUCAACCUUGUGACGCAGACUCUGACAACGGUCGGACAAUUUCAGUAUGGAGAGGCUGCCAGCAAUGCUGUUGAGCAUAGAGGGAGGGUGUGUCGCUUCAAUGUCAGUUUUGUUCUUGAGUGGUAUGAUUACGUAAAGGAAGAGUUUUGUAGAUCUAAGUUUGUUGAUGGUAUCUCGGUGCUGAAUUUUCAUCUCUUACCAAUCCCAGACAUGUUAGGUGGGCAGUAACUACAGAUGAUGGCCCUAGAACCAUAAAUCAAAGUCCAACUUAAAAAUGUAGAUGAAAUUAAUAUUUUUGCUGGAUACAUUUCCGAUUUCAGGAAAUAGUUCAUAUUUUACAGUCAUUGCAUGUUGUGAAAUGGAAAUAGUUCAUAUUUUGCAGUCAUUGCAUGUUGUGAAAUGGAAAUAGUUCAUAUUUUGCAGUCAUUGCAUGUUGUGAGAAAUGGAAAUAGUUCAUAUUUUGCAAUCAUUAAAUGUUGUGAAAUGGAAAUAGUUCAUAUUUUGCAGUCAUUGCAUGUUGUGAAAUGGAAAUAGUUCAUAUUUUGCAGUCAUUGCAUGUUGUGAAAUAUGGAUUAUUUCAUUAAAAUCACAUUUUGAUAUUGUUCAGGGGGAAAAAGAAAAAACGGACGGUAUUUAGAUUUGGAUUUGUUCCUGCAGUCAGAUUCAUGGUGUAACUUUAGUGAAGGUUGAUGUGGAUGUUUUUUAAGUUACAGUAAAACCUUGAUAUAUUUCCCUCAAUUUAUCGCCAAACCCCUUUAUAAUGCGGAAAUUUCUCUAGACAAAUGGUGGCAGUAUAACAAGGUUUCACUGUUUUUUAUAUUGGUUUGUAAAAAAUACUUAGUUCAAAUUUCAACCUAAAAAUUGCACUCUGUAUUUAGGGAAUGAACUUAAAAAUAUCUCAAUAUUACCUAUAGGGUAGAAUGACAACAGAUCUUUGUGUAGAUCCAUCAGUAGCCAGUGAAUUGCCAAUUAAACUAUUUUUUCGUUUUCACUGGUACAUUCACGUAAAUGAAGGUCUGAAGUUUGAUAUAUAAGAAUAAGUACGAGUUAUUGAAGGAUGAAAUACUAAAUCAUAAGCAGAUUUAUAUAGUGCAUCAUCGCUCUUUUGGAGAACCCAGUUCAUCUAUGGGUACACCUGCAUUUAUGAAGAUAAUUUUGGUGAUCAUGAUAAUUUUGAAAACAAAGACUUUCAAAUAAGGAAGCAGAGAGCAAUUAGGGAUUUUUUCUUCCGUCUUUUGUGUAUGGAAUUUUAUAAAAUUUAAACCAAUUUGCCAACAGUGGAUUUUUACGAUAUUUGAACCAAAUUUCCGAAAUCUUACAAAAGUAUCAAGUAAAGGGGGCCUUUUCCUGACUAAGAAUUGGUUGUGCAGUGAUAGAAAUACCAUCUUCCGUUUUCCUAAGGCCCUCUAUGAAAUGGAUUCCUUGUUGAAACUUUUACCUCUUACGACCAAUGAUUUGACUAUGAAGUUUCUAAAGUGAUUUUUACACAUAUUUGAAUGUAUUGCCAAUUAUAUUGUGUGUAUUGUUAUUUAUCAGUACAGUGAAAUCUUGUCCAGGGGAUAUUAAACACGAAAUUGUUUCUUUUACAGAAAAUUAAAUAACUUUCGUCUUUAACAAUAUUUAAGAAUUACUUAUAAAAGGACAUACAUCUCCUUUUCAGUUUUAGACAAAAUGCUUGAAAUAUUUGAUUGAGAACACUCUUAUAAGAGACACAGGAAUGUAUGCAUAGCCUAACGCUUGGGUUGGUGUAUAUUUACUGUGCGAAUUGAAAUGUUGGAAGAAAGAUAGCUCUAGCAUAUAAAUUGGGGUUUAAUGUGUACUCUAGCAUAUAUCUAAUGUGCAAUGAGUUACCGGGACCUGUAUUGAUGAAACAGUUCUCGUGUCGCAAACUCAGAUUCUGUACUCAAGCCUAAUGUCUUGUUUUGCUGAGGAGUUACUGAAAAAAA
This is a messenger RNA of Mizuhopecten yessoensis (Yesso scallop), 3459 nucleotides long. RefSeq names its product kelch-like protein 25. Bases 62 to 1741 code for a protein of 559 amino acids. Lineage: Eukaryota; Metazoa; Mollusca; Bivalvia; Pectinida; Pectinidae. The record is from RefSeq and is a predicted model, not a curated record. Gene Ontology annotation, molecular function: protein binding. The transcript is spliced from 6 exons.